This is a messenger RNA of Hypanus sabinus (Atlantic stingray), 4282 nucleotides long. RefSeq names its product DEAD (Asp-Glu-Ala-Asp) box polypeptide 18 (gene ddx18). The record is from RefSeq and is a predicted model, not a curated record. NCBI's taxonomy places the organism in Eukaryota, Metazoa, Chordata, Chondrichthyes, Myliobatiformes, Dasyatidae. Gene Ontology annotation, cellular component: nucleolus. Gene Ontology annotation, biological process: maturation of LSU-rRNA from tricistronic rRNA transcript (SSU-rRNA, 5.8S rRNA, LSU-rRNA). Bases 30 to 1952 code for a protein of 640 amino acids. The transcript is spliced from 14 exons. Gene Ontology annotation, molecular function: ATP binding; RNA helicase activity; nucleic acid binding.
UCUUGCUCCUUCACGUGUUGGUGGGCAAGAUGGCGGAUUUGCACAUGAAGAUUAUCCGUAAGCGGUUAAAAAAGAAAAACGAGAAAAUUAAAAGCUCUAACGUACUCGCAAACCCCAAAGUGAUCCAGCAAAAGGAAGUGGAAAAUGAAAUCCCACCAGAAUCAGCGAAUACUGAAGAAAAAACUGCCAAGAUACCAAAAACUCCGAGCCUUGUGAAAGAAGAAGCUGAUCUGAAAUCUGUAUCAGAAAAGAAAAGGAAAAAGAAAAGAAAGCAUGCAAGUAACAUCCAGGAAGGUGAAGUCAAAAAGCUAAAAACUGGAGAAUUCAAUAAAAGGGGUGAACUGGAGAUGAACAAAGCUGAUAGCGUAGAGAUGGAGCAAGAUCAGAAAGAUGAGGUAAAUGAAGAGAAACCUGAAGAUGAAGGACCAACAUUACCUAUGGGCUUGACUGGAGCUUUUGAAGACAGUGCUUUUUCUUCCUUGGUUGACUUGGUUAGUGAGAAUACUUUAAAAGGCAUCGCUGAUAUGAGCUUUACUCACAUGACUCAAAUUCAACAGAAAAGCAUUCGGCCUUUGCUGGAGGGCAGGGAUAUUUUGGCUGCUGCUAAGACUGGCAGUGGGAAAACAUUGGCAUUUCUUAUUCCUGCUGUGGAGCUGAUCUACAAACUGAAGUUCAUGCCAAGAAAUGGGACGGGUGUCCUCAUUCUUUCUCCAACCCGGGAAUUAGCCAUGCAGACAUACGGUGUUCUGAAAGAACUAAUGGCACACCACGUUCAUACUUACGGAUUACUCAUGGGAGGCAGUAACAGAACUGCAGAAGCACAAAAACUGGCAAACGGAAUCAACAUCAUAAUAGCAACCCCAGGAAGACUUUUGGAUCAUAUGCAGAACACACCAGGAUUUAUGUAUAAGAACCUGCAGUGCCUGAUAAUAGAUGAAGCAGAUCGUAUCCUAGAAGUGGGAUUUGAAGAGGAAUUGAAACAGAUAAUCAGACUUUUGCCAAAACGGCGACAGACAAUGCUUUUCUCUGCUACACAAACUCGAAAGGUAGAAGAUUUGGCCAGAAUCUCUUUGAAGAAAGAGCCCUUGUACGUUGGUGUUGACGAUGACAAAGAAACUGCAACUGUAGAUGGUCUUGAACAAGGGUAUGUGGUUUGCCCAUCUGAGAAAAGAUUCCUUUUGCUCUUCACGUUUCUAAAGAAGAAUCGUAAGAAGAAGGUCAUGGUUUUCUUCUCAUCGUGCAUGUCUGUGAAGUAUCACUAUGAGCUACUGAAUUACAUUGACCUACCUGUAAUGGCAAUCCAUGGCAAACAAAAGCAGACAAAACGUACAUCCACCUUCUUCCAGUUCUGUAAUGCAAAUGAUGGAAUAUUGCUCUGCACAGAUGUUGCUGCCAGAGGCUUAGAUAUUCCUGAAGUUGACUGGAUUAUACAGUAUGACCCUCCUGAUGAUCCAAAGGAAUAUAUCCAUCGUGUUGGUAGGACGGCACGAGGGCUUAACGGCCAAGGACAUGCCUUACUUAUCCUGAGAUCAGAAGAGUUGGGUUUUCUUCGUUAUCUCAAGCAGGCCAGAGUACCUCUAAAUGAAUUUGAAUUUUCUUGGAGCAAGAUUACAAACAUACAGUCCCAGCUUGAAAAACUAAUAGAAAAAAAUUACUAUUUGCACAAAUCAGCACAGGAAGCUUACAAGUCUUACAUCCGAGCCUAUGAUUCUCAUUCUCUCAAGGACAUCUACAGUGUCAGCACCUUGGAUUUACCAAAAGUGGCUUUGUCAUUUGGAUUCACAGUACCACCAUAUGUUGACCUCAAUAUAAAUGCCAGCAAAGGAAUGAAACUGAAGAAGAGAGGUGGUGGUGGAGGAUUUGGUUAUCAAACAUCCAAAAAUGUUCGUAAAGCAAAAAUCUUCAAGCAAGUUGGCAGGAAAAGGGCAGACGUGAGACAAUUUUCUCGUUAGAAGGCCUUAUCACAGCUGCAAAAUUGAUGAGCUACAUAAAAUAUGAUUUCCCCUAGGUUAACUGCCUUGGGCUAACAGGCUUGGUAACUUUAACUAUAGCAAAUCAAGUUGACUCAUUGUUGCAAAACUUUCUUGUAAAGCUGUAUCUUUUUUACGUUGUGCUCAUUUAUAGAAAGUUAUGGUUUAAAUUAAUCUAAUUUGAAGAAAAAGUUCAUCUUUAAACAUGUGACAGCUUCAAAAAUAUUUUGAAUUUAUAAUAAAUGUAUCAUUGAUAUUUUGUAGAUAACCACAUUCCCCUUUCUAAAGUUAAUCUGCAGUUGUGCUGUUUAUCAGGACAAGAGACUUCAAUAACCUUGCGACUUACUGAACAAGUAAUGGAGUUAUAUAAAAUUAUCUAGUCUUGAGACUGAGGUAACUAUUGCAUAUUUGCUCAGACACCACAAACAAGUAAAUUGAAAGAAUUUGAUGACAUUUAGUGGGCAUGUACACUUUUAAAAAAUUUUCCCGAGAUUUUUUUCGCCAUUCUGUUGUGUCCCAGCACAUCCUAGGAUGUAUCAGGCAGUGAGUGGGAAGGGUGAGUUUUAAGCCUGAGAAAUCCAGACGUCUGGUGUUAAAGGCAGACAUGGACAAGUUCAGUUUCUCCUUGGAUGGAAAUUGUUAUCCUGCCCAUCUCUGAGAAACCAGUAAAUGGCCUGGGGGAAGGUCGUUGACUACAGCCUCAGAUGUGACUGCCACUCAGAAGACGUAGAAGUCUGGCUCACCAGUGUGGACAAGUCAGGCUACCAGGCAAGUUUGAGGUGUAGAUCUACCAGUAUGGUAUCCUCCCCUGAAACCUCUGAUCUAUGCUGGUAUAUGAGGUAGCCAUGUCAACAGCUCAGGCUAUUAAAAAAGCAGUGGCUACCUUUGAAGAUGGCUGAGUCGCCCACGGAACCUAAGCAGUCUUCCUCUGUACAGGAAGAGGAAUAAACUGCAGCUUCCCUUCAGUAGCCUGAAUGAGGUGUUUAUGGUUUCCUGUACAAGAGAAUUACUGCUAAACAGCAAUUAUAGUGUCAACAAAGUCUUGAUAGCAGGCAUUGAUGUCUGGACAGGCAGGAGGUAGAUGGCCUAGGGUGCAGUUGAGAUGGCUGAGUCACAUCUGAGGCUUAGGGAUUUGGCAGGGACAAUGGUGUCUGGUCAGGUGAGGCUGGGUGGCUUUCCUUCAACUCACUUCAGAAGGGCCCAGGGUAGGGACAGGUGGUCCAGGAAGAAGUUCGAGCAGCUGUUGAGGAAGUGUGCAGCAGAGAGCUUGAAGAAAGUUGGGAGGGUGCACUGAAGCAGAAGAUCUGGUCCAACAUCUGGCAGGCAAAAACCCAGCACCUCAAGUACACAAUCCAGGCUGUGUAUGACAUCCUUAGUCCAACGAACCUUUUGCACAAUUCUGUAGUCUCUGCCUUGGCAGAAGAACACUGGAACAUCCUCAGCAGCUGCCCAAAGGCCCUGUGGGAAGACUGCUGUCACUGGCACCGUGACCAAGCACUGAAUGCACUGGCAGAUAGUAUCUCCCUGACCAUUAACAACAGUAAGCACCUCCGUCAACUCAGAAAAUACAGCCUUUGUCCAAGCGGGAGACCAACCACAGCCUCAUCCAAGCUCACCACAGCAUCUGACUGGCAACUGAAAAUUGAUCAUGGCUAGCACUUAAAAUGCCCUAACUUAAUCACAUCAUCAUCACUGGCCUGACAUGGUCAUCCUGUCAGAAACCUUGAAACUGGUGGUUAUAGUGGAACAGACGGUGCCUUGGGAAGGCUGGAUUGAGGAUGCAUUUGAGCAUAAUAAGGCUGGUACAGCAGUUGCAAAGAUGGGUUGAGGGCAUGAUGUGAGCCAGUAGUUAGGAUGGAGAGGUUUUGCUGGCUGCUUGCUCUGCAGAACCCACUUCUUGGCAUUGCAGGGGCUGCAAAGAAAAGAGCCAUCAGAGCAGUCACAGAGGCUGCUGAGCAAGCCUCCAGAUGGCUAUGGAUCAAGGGAUGUGACACGUGGACCAAUGCUGCUGGAAUACAGGCCAGGGCCUGAUCAACCCUGGCUGUUCAGGCCAUUUGGAACAAUUAUGAUGACCUCUGUUGAUAUUGUUCAAUAUGGGAUGAGAUAACAACACAGUUGCUAUUUUACUGACAGCAGCCAUUACAAUAAUUGCAAAAAUAGAAGUUAGUUUGAUAUAUUUAUCUCAAUCCUUAUACAGCAAUAACUUGUUUUGAGAUGUCAGAUUAUAAUUUAAAUGUGAACAUUUAGAUCAUUUGUAACAAAUGAUCAACUCCAUGGUAUUUUGAUAUAUAUUAAAAAAAUGUUUGAAUUGA